Hyposmocoma kahamanoa is the source of this 2335-nucleotide messenger RNA. Its product is annotated as basic juvenile hormone-suppressible protein 2-like. Bases 62 to 2305 code for a protein of 747 amino acids. The record is from RefSeq and is a predicted model, not a curated record. Lineage: Eukaryota; Metazoa; Arthropoda; Insecta; Lepidoptera; Cosmopterigidae. The transcript has 5 exons.
AUAUAAGGCAAGUGGGAAUUGGCUGAGGUACAGUUGUGCUCCCAACGGGUCGGCUGCCACUAUGAAGGUACUCGUGCUGAUUCUUGGCCUGGCCGCCAUGGCCACGGCCCGUGACUUCGACGACACUAUGUUGCUCAACAUGGAUGUCAAAAUGAAGCAAACUUUCAUUCUAAAAUUAUUAAACCACGUUACGGAACCAGUGAUGUACAAAGAAAUAUCUGACAUCGGCAGGACUUUCGACAUCGAGUCUAACAUGCAUUUCUACACAAAAGUCGACGUGGUUAAAGAUUUCUUGAAAUGCCUCAGAGUUGGCAUGCUGCCUCGUGGUGAAAUUUUCACCCUCCACAUUGACCGUCAGCUUAAAGAAGUUGUAUCCAUGUUCCACUUGCUGUACUAUGCCAAGGACUUCACCACCUUUAUCAAGACCGCGUGCUGGAUGCGCUGCUAUCUUAACGAGGGCAUGUUCGUCUAUGCCCUUACAGUAGCUGUCAGGCACCGCGAGGACUGCAAAGGCAUCAUUCUUCCUCCUCCUUAUGAGAUUUAUCCCUUCUAUUUCGUACGCGCUGACGUUAUCCAAAAGGCUUACAUGCUAAAGAUGAAGAGAGGUCUCCUCGACCACAAACUGUGCGACUUCUAUGGAAUCAAGAAGACUGACAAGGAUGUGUUCAUCAUCGACGAAAACAUCUACGAUUGCCGCACAUGCCUAAGCCACGAGGAUAGACUCCGUUACUUUACUGACGAUAUUGACCUGAACACUUAUUAUUACUAUUUCCACGUUGACUACCCGUUCUGGAUGAGAGAUGAAUGCUUCGACAAGUUGAAAAUGAGGCGUUUUGAACUCACCCUCUACAUGUACCAACAAAUUCUUGCUAGGUAUUACCUGGAACGUCUAUCUCUUGGUUUUGGUGGUAUCAAAACUUUGUCAUUCUACAAAACAAUCAAGGAAGGAUAUUGGCCUUGGUUGAAACUACACAAUGGAGUUGACUUCGCCAAGAGAACCAACAACUAUGUUGUACUUCGUGACGACAAUGUGGACCUCCUUCGCCUGGUAGAAGACUACGAAAUGAUCAUCAAGGAUGCCAUUAUCAAAGGCUUUGUUGAGAUUAAUGGAAGACGGUUUGAACUUACCAAGACAGACGACAUUGAAACGCUUGGUAGACUUAUCUAUGGCAAAGUUGACAGGAUUGAUAUGGACAGGACCCACAUCGAUGCGUAUCGCUAUCUAAUGAUCAUCAUGAAAUCGUGUCUCGGUCUUAACACGUUUAAAACCGACAAAUAUUUCGUCGCUCCUACUGUCCUGGAUCAAUACCAAACUGCUCUUCGCGACCCUGUAUUCUACAAGCUUCAAAAGCGUCUCGUAGAUUUAGUUUUCUUGUUCAAAAAACGUCUGCCAAGCUACACCAAAGAAGAUUUGUACUUCCCUGGAGUUAAGAUCGACAAUGUAGUUGUUGACAAGCUUGUCACCUACUUCGACGAUUACCUUAUGGAUAUGACUAACGCUGUUGUUUUGACUGAUGAAGAAUUCAAGAAAACUACUUCUGAUAUGAAAUUCUUAGUUCGUAAACGCCGUCUUAAUCACCAACCUUUCAAAAUUACUGUCGAUGUCAUGUCUGACAAAGCUGUUGAUUGCGUCGUGAGAUUUUUCCUUGGACCUAAAAAGGACGACAUGGGACGCCUUAUUGACAUCAACAGGAACCGCGUAAACUUUGUUGAAAUAGACUCCUUCCUGUACAAAAUGGUCACUGGUAAGAACACAAUUGUCAGGGACUCUGUAGAUAUGCAUAACCUUGUACGAGACCGCAUGUUUACUCGUGACUUGUGGAAGAAAAUUGAUACCGUCACUGACGUACGCGAUCUAUUUGUCAAGGAUUUGAGAAACUAUCACACUGGAUUCCCUACCAGGCUGCUGCUUCCCAGAGGCCGUGUCGGUGGUAUGCAAUUCAUGCUGUACGUAAUUGUUACGCCUCUGAGACUGGUUGACAAUGUUGACAUUAACAUCUUGGACGUGAAGCGCAAAGACUUCAUGGUUGACUUCAGAUCUACCGUAUUGCUCGACAAGAUGCCCCUUGGCUUCCCAUUCGACCGUCACAUUGACGUUGAUGUCUUCUUCACUCCUAACAUGAAGUUUGUCGACGUUAUGAUCUUCCACAAGAAACAAGUAUGCGACAUGAAGACUCGUUGGAACCGCUGGGUACUGAAGAACUACGAUUUCGUAGAUUUUAAUCGGAUUGACUCUGACACCUAUUUCACGGAUGUUGACAUUCACGACAAAAUGGAUGUCAACCACAGUUUCCACGAUUUUUAAAUUCUUGAAACCAUGGAAAUAAUGAUCACU